AUGUCGGAGCUGGAGCGGCUGCGGCUCAGCGAGAUCCCCGCGGGCCGGCAGCGCCUGCGGGAGCAGCACGGCAACCUGCUCAGGGUGGCCGACUACUGCCACAGCAACUACCUGCAGGCCGGCGACAAGAGGAAGGCGCUGCAGGAGACGAUGGCUCUGAGCACGCAGUCCCUGGCCAGCGUCACCUACCAGGUCAGCAGCCUGGCCAGCGCCUUCCUGCGCCUCAUGGACCUGCAGGCGGCCCAGCUGCGCCAGCUGGAGGCCGAUGUCACCUGCGUGGCACAGAGCGUGGACAUCCACAAGGAGAAGGUGUCGCGCCGCGAGAUCGGCGCGCUGACCGUCACCAGGAGGUGCCUGAGCUUCCAGAAGGUUCUGGCGCCCCCGGAGCCGCCCGUGCUGGAGCCCUACUACAGGAGACCCCUCAACUUCAGCGCGCUGGACGGCGUCGGCCACGGGGUCAAGGACACCAGCACGCAGCUGUCCCGCACGGGCACCCUGGCUCGGAAAAGCACCAAAUCCUCCUCGGCCCAGGCUGCGGGGACGCUGGGGAGGAGCAGCCGUGUCCCCGAGCCGGUGCAGCCGCCCGUGGUUCCCGCGGGGAAGCUCCCGAGCGGCUCCUGCAGCUCCUCCCCGCUGCCCCCCAGCUCCAGCGGGGCCCCGGCGGCUCCUGGGGCUCCUGGGGACGGAAUUCCUGCCCCGCCACCCCUGCCGGGGCUGCCGCCGCCUGCCGCUGCCAUCCCCCCUCCGCCGCCCCUCCCUGCGCACCUGGCCGUGCCCCCGGCCCCAGCCCCCGAUGACCUCGAGCUGCCGCCGCCGCCGCCCCCGGCUGUGCCUGACUUUGGGGACCUGGCCCUGCCACCGCCACCAGACGCGGAGGACCCCCCGUGGGACCCCCAGAGCUACCUGUAG
Messenger RNA from Camarhynchus parvulus, 909 nucleotides. RefSeq names its product ABI family member 3 (gene ABI3). Lineage: Eukaryota; Metazoa; Chordata; Aves; Passeriformes; Thraupidae. The record is from RefSeq and is a predicted model, not a curated record. The transcript has 7 exons. Gene Ontology annotation, molecular function: SH3 domain binding. Gene Ontology annotation, cellular component: lamellipodium. Bases 1 to 909 code for a protein of 302 amino acids. Gene Ontology annotation, biological process: regulation of cell migration.